CGUCACACGCAUUCCCCGCUGUUUCGACCUUGUUUUUAUGGCGGUGCAUCAUAAGAGACCCCAUGGGAAGAUCCCCUGUCCUUUCACUUGCUCAUUGAGAUCAUAUUAAAGAUUGGUCCAUUCCACUUGUAAACCUUCUUUGAGCCAUUCAGUGUCUGACUCUGUUUCUUUAACUCCCUACCCAUUCUCAUCCUCGCGCUCUGGCCUAAUAUGUCGGGCGUCUUGAACAGCGUUACAGCCAUCUUUGGCAGUAUCCAGAACACGUUCCAAAAUGUUCUGGAUCGUAUAUUCCCACCGGAGAAGAGAGCUGAGGUGUUUGCGAAGCUUCAGGCUUUCGCUAUCAAUAAUCCAAAGCUUGCCGCUUUCCUGACAACUCAAAUCGUUCUGACUGGAUUCCCACUACUCCUGUUUGUAGCGUUCACUCUUACUAUCUUCCUAUUCUCGCUCAUCGUAGCACUUGUCCUCGGGCUCCUUGCUGCCGUCCUCUUCACUGUCUUCAUGGUCGGUGUAGCCCUUCUUGUGGUCCUCCCGACGGUGUUCAUGACAACCUUUUCCGCCUCCUUCCUCUUCCUGUGGGGUCUGGGCGGCUAUUACAUCUUAAAAUGGUUUAACGAGGGCGACGCCCCGGCUCCCGAAGGCUCAGCAAUCGGCGACAAGAUCAAUAGUCUCACCGGCGGUCGCAUGAGCUGGUUUAUGGAUGGUGCUCGCAAGAAGCAAGAUGAUGCAAGAACAGGAGUUGACCAGACACCCAAGGUUCACGGUAGUGAAGAGUCGAAUGGCGGGAUGCCGGAUGUCAAGAAACAUGUGAAUGAAGGGAAAGAGCAGGUUACGAAACAGGCUGAUGGAGUGACGAAGAGGCUCAAUAAAUCAACUGGCGGCGUGACUGGAGUAACAAACGCGGCGGGGACGGCAAAGGGUGCUGUUAGUGGUACCACUGGACUAGGUUAAGGAGAAUGGUGACUCAAGUGGUAGGGUAAUGGAAGAGAUUAUCUCCAGUGGUUAGAUCAGAUGGUAUCAAAUGAGCGUUUUCGGGUUUCCUUACAUGUUUUAAUACUGUAUACCUUCUUAUGCCCAGUGUCCCUGAGAAUGUAUCAUAAUCCGUUACUACAUAAUGAG
Lindgomyces ingoldianus is the source of this 1116-nucleotide messenger RNA. RefSeq lists its product as uncharacterized. Lineage: Eukaryota; Fungi; Ascomycota; Dothideomycetes; Pleosporales; Lindgomycetaceae. The record is from RefSeq and is a predicted model, not a curated record. The transcript has 2 exons. The coding region runs from base 211 to 948 and encodes 245 amino acids.